UCACAGUCAUGUUUAUGCUUUCACAUUUAAAACAUUUUCUAAAUGUGCUUAGUCUUUUUCUCAGGUGUUGCGUCAGGUGUUGUUCUGGUGGGUUUGCCGGUCACGGUUCAAGUGAAGGAGAACAGCGCAGCGGGGACGGAGGUCUUCUGCUUCCAGGUUGAUCUUAGAUCAGGCGCAAGCGUUGUUUCUGGAUUCCCACAGAUACUUAAUUCAAACCCACUUACUGAUGAUUUUACUGUUUUUAUGGUGAACUCAACUCACGCUCAGGUUGUUUUGACCGGUGCAACAGAUCUGGACUUUGAGAUUUCUACAAAUCACUUCAGUCUCCAAAUUCUUGUGGUGGACAGCGAUCAUAAAUCUGACCUGAAUACUCUCACAGUGCUCAUUACGGAUGUGGAUGAGCCUCCAAUGUUCAUGGAUGAUACCACGUUUAUUUACAUUGAGGAAAAAUCUCCUCCAAAGAUAAUCUAUCAGCCAGUAGUUCAUGACCCUGAAGAAAAACCCCUGAUGUAUCAUCUGAUACCUUCAGAUCCAGCGUUCAUUAUCGACAGUUCAACAGGUUCUCUGUUCUCCACAAAACCAUUUGAUUAUCUAACACACCCCAGAAGCUACAGCUUUAAUAUCUCUGUGCAUGAUGGAAACAACUUAUCUUUUAAACAAAUUUUCAUCUUUAUAAUAAACCUCAUUGAUGAUAAACCCCAUUUCUUAAACACUGAGACGUCUUUCACAUUAAAUGAAGAGUUGAGUCCUGGUCAUGUUGUGGCAAACAUCAGUGCUGUUGUUCCAGAUGAUUCUCUCUACGCUGGCUUCAUCUUUUACUCGAUCAGCGCAAACAACUAUUUGGCCAUACAGAAGUAUACAGGGUUAGUCACCAUUGUUACCAGGAUGGACAUGGACUCUUCACCACUAAGGGAAAAUCCCAUCAUAAACGUGAUAGUUACAGCCGGCAUUAGUCCUCCUGGUCCUCAACUAUCCAAUAGCAUCAGUCUCACCUUCACCGUGAAUGACAUCAAUGACCACGCCCCUGUCUGUGAGCCUGACAACCACAGAAGAGAGUUGGUUGAGACCGAAGCAACGGGGGUGGUCAUCGCCACAGUGACUUGUACUGAUAAUGAUGUGGACGCUCUGUUUAAACAACACGUGUUCACCGGACUCUCAUGUGUGGACUGCAACCAGGCCUUCAUCCUAAAAUCCAAUCAGAUCAUUUUAAACAAAAACUUGGACUUUGAAGACCCCAAUAACUUCUAUGGAAACAACGAAUAUAGACUUCUUAUAGUGGCUGUGGAUACAAAUGACACAUCGCUGAGAGGCGAGGCUUUUAUUUACAUCACAGUCGUACCUGUAAACGAAUUUACACCUGUGUUUCAUCCUCGCACCUAUUUCUUCAAAGUCUCGGAGCUUUUGGGAAGUGGCGCUGUGAUCGGCUCAGUCAAUGCCACAGAUCGAGAUCUGCCUCCAACAAACCUCAUCUACUCCAUAAUCUCUGGUGGAGGAACCGGGACGCUGAGACGUAUUUUCCAUCUGGACCCUUUAACCGGUCAAAUCACCCUCCUGACAAACCCUGACUAUGAGGACACACAAACACACACGCUGGUCAUCAGAGCGACUGAUGGAGAUCCUGUUAGACCUCAAUCUGCUACCACUAUGGUCACUAUCAACAUCACAGAGGCAAAUGAUGAACCUCCUUUAUGUUGGCCCAACAAGACCAAUCUAGUGGUGACCCCUGAUCUUCGGGUUGGAUUAAACGUUCAGGGUUUUAUCCUUUACUGCACAGACAAAGAUUCUCCUCCUACUUCAUUCAUCUACACAAUCUCAGGUUCCACCAACAUAAACAAUCAUUUCGGCUUCUCCCCGAGUGCUGGAUCCAACACGACACGUUUGAUUCUGAAGGAGCCAUUCGAUUACGGUAGUGGACUGGACAGACUGUGGAGAUACAGUUUAACCGUACUCAUCUCUGAUGCUAACAUCAGGACCGAUGCCGGAGCUCCGACCCAGACCGGCACCAUUGUUAUUAACAUCCAUGUGGUGGACCCUGAUCUCACUACCACCAUCACCACAACCACACCAAGAAUCACAUACAUCAGAGUAGAUCUGAACACAUUUGAUGUUGAAGACUGGUACGUGUGGUUCAUUAUUACUUUGUGUGCGCUCCUCAUGCUCGGCAUUCUGGGAUACAUGCUGUACAGAUGCUGUGAAUACAUCUCUAACACUGAGUUCAGAUGCUGCGAGUCCAAACUCAUCAGCGAUGAAGAGCAACUCUUUCUUUACUUUUGUAAGUCAGCAAGUGCAUUUUCUCUCUUCCAGGAAGUGACUCAGAUCAACCCUGUGUUUGAUGGAGAGGACGUUGAUCCAGUGACAAAGAGAGUUUAUGAGUACAACAGCAAGUCGGGCGCCCGGCGAUGGAAAGAUGCUGUCAUUGUGUCCGAGCCUCCGCUGUACCAACCAGAGAGCAGCACACUGGUCAUCUCGAGGAGACCCAUUGACCAUGAGCCUACACGGACAUUAGGUGCUGACACAGGCGGGACAGCUGACUCUGACCAAUCACACGGAGGAAGGAUCCAAAGUGACAAUCAUGGCCUGUCAAUUAUAAGCAGAGAAAGUGAUGGUGGCUCAUUCAAAGAUAAACUUCAGUUUCACAAGACUGUGAGAGAUAUAUCAGAGGUUUAAAGUCUCUCUUUAAACAAUUAUCAAAGACAUUUUGGAAGGUGCAAAGUAAUAUGUGUGUUAACGGUGGCUGGUGACUUAUUUUUUGAAGACAUGUAUUUAGACCGUGUGUGUGGAUCGUCAUGUCACAUCAAAUUUAAGUGAUUUUGUGCAUAAAAUAAGCAAAAAAUCUGAC
Molecule: messenger RNA, 2839 nt
Organism: Misgurnus anguillicaudatus (oriental weatherfish)
Lineage: Eukaryota; Metazoa; Chordata; Actinopteri; Cypriniformes; Cobitidae
Source: RefSeq, a predicted model, not a curated record